This is a messenger RNA of Plenodomus lingam JN3, 1284 nucleotides long. RefSeq lists its product as uncharacterized. The record is from RefSeq and is a predicted model, not a curated record. Lineage: Eukaryota; Fungi; Ascomycota; Dothideomycetes; Pleosporales; Leptosphaeriaceae.
AUGUCACCUGCCCCGAUCGUCCAGGGCGCAAUGACCGCCACCAACUCAGCCUCGACCUCACCUACGCCUUCACAAAAGCAGAACUCAGCCAGUCCAACCCAGUUCGAUGACAUCUUUCACAACAAGUUCAUGAAGAUCAUCGAGGAUUGGAAGAAUGAUCCGGCUAGAGGCCAAUUGACUCAGCGUGAUCGCAAGGUGUUCAUCGAGACCGCCUUCUCGGAGACCGAUGAUAUCUACUUUGGAAAUCGGUCAUUGUCCGACCAAGAGAUCAAGCUGCGGGCCCUGACUAAAGUCUUCUACAAGGUUCUAGCUGAGGAGCCUUGGUCUGAGGACUGGAUUCGUGCUCCUGAUGUCGAGCGUAAGCUCAGCAAAUUCGAGAUGCACAAGGACUCUGUUGCUCGUGCUGCCGAGCACAACCUUCGCACUCCACGUGAAGCUGUAAAGGCCGCGCGCGAGGCCGAGCUCAAAGCCAAAGAAACUCUUAAAGAGGCUAUCAAGGCGGGCAAGAAGGAGAAGGAUGUCAAGAUUCCCCGUGGACCGUAUGACGAUAUCGAGAUCAUCUACAUUGCCGGUACCGUGUCUUCGACUGCUACCAAUAAGAUUGAUCGUGACAAUAUCUACCCCGUCUCUGUCAGCUCCGUCGCGAACGUCUUGCAGAACCACAUAUGUCGGGACAUGGUUCGCCCAUUUUCCAUGGCCGAGCGCUUCAUCAACUGCACCGACACUCGCGAGCUUGAUGAGAUGCGCCAAUUCGCCUGCAAUGUCUGCGACUUUGCUCCUCAUCUCCUCGACAACGAUAACGUCAGUCUCCUUGUCGUCCUUCUCAUUCUUUCUCGCUCGGACUGUUGCCGUAGGUUUCAAAACAACGGUAUCCGCAUCGAGGGCUCCACCAUCAGCCACCGCAAGGCCGAGUGCAUGAAAAACAAAAUGGGUUGGCGCUCCUCCGAGGAAAAGAAGCCUUAUGACACUUUCGCGAUUGAGUUUCAGACUCGUGUCAAGAACGCUUGCUUUCCCGCCCCUCGCGCUCAAGGUCUUCGUGGCCGCAAACCGCCUCGCAAGUCAUCCACUCCCGCCACACCCACCCAUCCCAUAUACGGUCCGCCGCUCAUGGGCUACGUCGCUCCUCCCCAAGUUCGCCCCGAAGGCGUCAACACGGCAAUCAACAUCCCAGCUCCCGCUGUACAGAGCAUCUACAGCCCCGGCUCCAGUUCUCGUGGCGUCAAGCGAAACCACCCCUCCACAGAUGAAGGCGACAGCAGCACCGAGCCCAUGGACCUUUCCUAG